Molecule: messenger RNA, 1491 nt
Organism: Vigna unguiculata (cowpea)
Lineage: Eukaryota; Viridiplantae; Streptophyta; Magnoliopsida; Fabales; Fabaceae
Source: RefSeq, a predicted model, not a curated record
AUGCUGAUAAGGUGCGAAAGCAAGUACAUUGUUGAAGUAAACAAUGUACUAAAAGACACCCACCGUAAGCGGAUUCAGGCAACACCAUUUAGAUGGUGUUUGGAGGUGGACAACGCAUUGGAAAUAAAUUGUCCUUUGUUGAGGGAAGUGUUGCGUAGAUGGGUUCCACAAGGGGAAUACAUUCGUGUAGGUCAGCAUUUGGUGGGGUUAUUGGUUUAUGAUGUUUGUAUAUGCCUAGGUCUUAGUAUGGUUGGUAAAUGUGUUGAAUUUGAUGUUGAUGUAAGUGGGGUAGUAGGUUCACUUUUUGAGAAGAAACCAAUCACCUUACGAGACAUAAUUAACAAGAUUAAGAACUUAGUGGUUUGGGCUGCUCGUCGUCUUGGCUUAGAAGAUGUAGAGGGUGAGGUUCAAUUCCCAAGAUUUCUGCGGUGGCCCUCGGUGAAGAUUAGGACACCUAAUUUUGAGUCUACUUUUGAAAAGAAUAAGAUUGGGUUUGGUUGGGCCCUAACUGCAGAGGAGAAGAACAACCCAAUAGAGCAAAAUGUCGUUCAUAUUGAGGACCAAUACAAUGUUCAAAAUGAUGGCAUUCAGGGUGUUUCUCAUUCCAAACAGCAAGUGGAUUUGGAAGAAAAAUUUGAAAAACAUGAACGAAUAAUUCUAGACAUGAAAGAACAGAUAAAAAAGAUGCGUGAUGAAUUUUUUGAUGCUCCUGAACUUGACUCCUAUGCAGGUAAAGGAAAUGAUGUUAAUGAAGAAGAGGGUUGUCCUUCUGAGCAAAGGAAGUGUGAUGAAGGCCAGGGUUGUCCUUCACACUGGAAAGAGAGUCCGCAACCUCAUCAGUGUGAGGAAGAUGACCUGAAUGACAAACCAAAAUCCAACCAUAAUGGAGACGACAAAGCUAUUAAGCCUAACACUGAAGGUCAAAGUAAUACACUAUUUAUAGAUAAGGCUAAAUUGUAUAAGGAUGUGACUGCUGUUGGUUGUGCCAGAACUAUUUAUGUUCAUGUGAAUGGUGAAAUAUUGAGGAGCGAUGAAUGUCCAUGUUUUCGUCCUCGUGGUUGGAUUGAUAACAUGUCUAUAAUGUUUGCAGCCUACGAGUUCAUGUAUAAACAGAAAAGGCUGACCGGGAAGAUUAGCAGGGUUAUAUUCAAUCCUUUCUAUACAAAUGCAGUUAUCCUUGAUUGUAACAAAAGAAAGGUGAAUAAACGUGUCUGGUGUCUAGAUGACUACAGGCAUUACCUGACACGUGAUUUGUUGCUUGCCCCAGUGAUUUAUGCUGAACAUUGGUGGUGUUAUGCUUUUAAUUGUCAAACGAAAGAGUUCUUUGUCUUAGAUUCACUUGCACACAAAUGCCGAAGGCGAAAACAAAUUGAUAGUCACGUGGUACAGAAUGUGGAACACCUUUUUUGGCUCUUAUUAAAUGACAAAAAACAAUUGAAGCCAACAUAUGAAGUCCACAUUGAAGACGUUCCUGAACAGCCAAAUUUGUAA